Molecule: messenger RNA, 297 nt
Organism: Dujonia railenensis
Lineage: Eukaryota; Fungi; Ascomycota; Pichiomycetes; Serinales; Debaryomycetaceae
Source: the annotation of a GenBank genome assembly
AUGGCACAGUUGAAGCAAAGAAAGCCAUCUGAAGAUGAUAGGGUGUCGAAAUCGAGAGUCACUUACGCAGUUUUGUUGACUAUUUUCUCCGUGAUACUAGUAGUGUUGUGGGGCUUCCACGCCGUGUGGGCUGCUAAGGUAAUAUUGAACCGCACAUAUGGGAGCUUUUUCAAUAAUUUGGUAUUCGGACCAGGAACCUUCGUUGCCGGUGUUGGAUUGAGUGUGAAGCUCGUUACUUAUUUAAAUAAUGUAUUGCUCGAAGAGAGAUUAGAUAUGGAUCAUAAGAAGUACAUAUAG